GUCUGUGUUCAAACUUCGUUGACUUAUUAUUCUAUGAAAAAACUGGAAAAAAAAUUCCAGCUGCUACGUAGAAGGUGUUGAAAAUAAAUUAAUAAAUAAUACGAUAAUUACAAGACAGUUAACCUAAUGAAAUGCUUCUAGUUUUUUACUAUGGAAUCUACAAGAAAAGACUUCGUCACCGUUCUCUCUUCCAAUCUAGUUGUCUCCCUUCAAUUCAAUUCCCGAUUCGGUAUCCCUUUCUUCCCCAACAACAAACCCUAAUUUCUUCAGUUAGGGUUUGGUGAAAGGAUCAGAUUCUUUGCUGGAAAGUGAUUGAAGAAUCGAAACACACCAUUAGCAAAAGGCGAGGUUUUCUUUUCUUCGAAAGAAAACUUGCCAAUCAUGUCAAGAUCUGCUCGCUGUCUCCUCAUCUUCGCCGCCGUCGUUGGGCUGUGCUCUUUCCCUCCCACCGCCAGAUCACAAUCCCUCAUUCGCUUGCCGGGCGAUGACGGCUCCGGCGAGAUAAACGGCGAAGAUCUGUGCUCCGGCACGGCGUCCCCGCCCUCCUGCCCCGUCAAUUGCUUCAAAACCGACCCCGUCUGCGGCGCCGACGGCGUCACCUACUGGUGCGGGUGUGGCGACGCCGUCUGCGCCGGCACUCGCGUGGCCAAGCUAGGGUUUUGUGAUGUGGGGAAUGGGACCAGCGAUGUCUCUGGUCAGGCACUGCUAUUGGUUCAUAUGUUGUGGCUCAUCUUGCUUGGCUUCUCUGUCUUGUUUGGCCUUCUCUAAUGCACAUUCUCUGCUCUCAUCUUCUUUGAUUUGAGGUUAGAUUUGUUACAGUUUGAUUAUUCGGCGGUUUCUUGUUCUAAUUUUUCUUGAUCUUUAUAUAUAUAUAUAUAUAUAUAUAUAUGUAUGUAUAAUUCUGUGUGUAGAAGGGAGAUUUACACCAUUGUUCCCUUGAUUUUGUUGUUUUUGUUGUUGUAUUCUGUUUUUUCAAUUAAUGGAAGUCAUAUUCUUUGUGUACU
Molecule: messenger RNA, 1004 nt
Organism: Cornus florida
Lineage: Eukaryota; Viridiplantae; Streptophyta; Magnoliopsida; Cornales; Cornaceae
Exons: 1
Coding region: 382-768 (128 amino acids)
Source: RefSeq, a predicted model, not a curated record